Molecule: messenger RNA, 2489 nt
Organism: Ctenopharyngodon idella (grass carp)
Lineage: Eukaryota; Metazoa; Chordata; Actinopteri; Cypriniformes; Xenocyprididae
Gene: cldn19
Product: claudin 19
Exons: 5
Coding region: 498-1154 (218 amino acids)
Biological process (GO): bicellular tight junction assembly; cell adhesion
Cellular component (GO): bicellular tight junction; plasma membrane
Molecular function (GO): structural molecule activity
Source: RefSeq, a predicted model, not a curated record
UUUUUCUGUCUGUGAAGUAUUCUCCUUCCUUUUUCCCCCCCAUUCCCACUGCUCUGCCCCCUGAGCACCAUCCAAACGCACUGGUGUGUGACAAGAACAGCUAUGCAGACAGUAAAGCAGCGUUCAACCACAUCCUGACAGCAGCCCUGGGCACCCCGAACGCUCUUUCUACAGCCUCCAGAAGUGGGGUAUACCUUCAGAAAGAAGACUUAAGGGACCUGCUUUUCAGUUUUAGCCAGAAUCAAGGGAUGUCACAGGCAGCCACCAAAUGAGAGAUACUGAAGCGAACCAGAGCUACAAAAGGAUACUGCAAGUGACCAAAGAGUUGGCAAGAAUCAGACAGACUUUAACUACUCGUCUCGACUCGUUUGAUUCAUUCUGAGCCAGGUGGAUUUCUUUGCACGUUCUUGAGGGAAUUGCAGGUGGCUUCCUGACUGGAGAACUUCAUUGAACUCCAUCUAAUUCUACACUAAAGCAAAAGUUUAAAAAGGACAAUUAUGGCCAACUCUGGGUUUCAGCUUCUGGGCUAUUUUCUCGCUCUGGGUGGAUGGAUUGGCAUCAUCUCCACUACGGUGCUGCCUCAAUGGAAGCAGUCCUCGUACGCAGGGGACGCCAUAAUCAUGGCUGUGGGCUUGUACGAAGGCCUGUGGAUGUCCUGUGCAUCUCAGAGCACGGGCCAGGUGCAGUGCAAGAUCUUUGACUCCUUGCUCUCACUGGAUGUCCACAUUCAGACGUGUCGAGCUCUGAUGGUGAUCUCAGUGCUGAUGGGAUUCAUCGCUAUCAUUGUGAGUGUGGUCGGGAUGAAAUGCACGAAGGUGGGCGACAACAACCCAUCCACCAAGAGCAAGAUCGCCAUCUCUGGUGGGAGUCUGUUCCUGCUCUCAGGUCUGUGUACGCUGGUGGCUGUGUCCUGGUACGCAACGCAGGUGUCCUACCAUUUCUUCGAUCCAAAUACGCCAAUUAACGCCAGGUAUGAGUUUGGCCCCGCCCUCUUUGUAGGGUGGGCGGCUGCUAUCUUGAUGAUGUUGGGCGGCUCGUUCCUCUGCUGCUCCUGCGUUAAUGAGGACAGAAGAGGACAGCAGUUCUACCGGCAAUCUCAACCCUCUACAGCCAGGGAGGAUGAGUUGUUGAGUGAGACUAGUUUCCCUGACUGACCAACCCUCCCUGCCUUUAUUCGAGGACUGUCCGAGCUCCACUCUCUGUAUCUGUGUCCCUCACUCCCACAUAGAAUCCAAAUUUGGACACUUGUCUGUAUGACUGGACAAAUGUCCCUUCUACACCCUACAUACUUAAAAUUCAUGUGCCUUUUUUUCAACAUAUGAGCAAUAAACGUGUUCGAAAAAUUGUCACCCCAUAUCUGUUGUGUGCGUUCCCCCCAAAACCCCUCUUUGUUUGUGACCCCAUAAACUGCCUUUGUAAAUAUGUAUUAUUGCAGUAUGUAAGUGACUACAUCCUAAAAGCAUGGACUGUUUCAUUGCAAUACAUUUGAAACGGUGGAUGACCCGAUUUCCGUUUCCUUUGUAACUCAAACUUGUUUUGUUUUUCUUUUAAAUUGCAGAGCAAAUGUUAAAAGUUCUCCACCAGAGAAAGGGGAGCAGUACUUGUAGUUUGGGAGAGGGCGACUUCGUGGGUCACAAGCUGUUAGAUUUUGGCAACAGACAAGACACUCUCUUUCGGUAAAAAAGCGAAGAACUCCAUUAAAAACUGUAAAGAAAUUAUUCUAGUCAAAAUUAGAAAUCCAACUGACAUGUUUCCCUGUAAUACAGACAAUGCAGAGGUUCAUUAAGCUAAGAUAUGCAUUUCCAAACAACAUGACUUUGUACUGUAGCAUAAAAAUAAAUGUCAGAAAUUUGAUCACCGCAUAUAUAUCACAUAGUGUUUGACAAAUGUGUCAAUUUUUGUUACAGUUGGACUUUGUUAUACUUGCCGAAAAACUAUAUCACUCAUCUGGAGAGCAUUGAUUCAGGGUACAUUAUAAUGCAUUUAAAUAAUUAUGCAAAUCUUCGACAUGUGCAGUGUAAUAUACUUUGAGCUAUAACUGUGUUUUGACUCACAAAUGUCUUUUAGUUUGCUAAUAGUUUUUAUUCUAUCUUGGCGUAUGUGAGAUGGAUCUUUUACCCGUGGUAAAAUCAAUUGUUUUUUCUUUUUUGUUCAUAAAAUGUAUAGUACAUAAACUAUGAGGGGGUUGUCGCUUUUGAUCUAGUUUUAAAAGAGACCCACAUGCGACUCAGAUACAAUUAAAUCUCUUCGAAACUCUCUAGUGCACUUAUGAUUUGUCUCGGUGAAUUGUAUUCAGCCUGCAUUGAAAGGCACUAUUUAUCACAAAUAAUGUCUUUAAAGUGGUCGCGUAGUUUGUAGGUUGUCAUUAGAAAUAUUUUAGUUCACGUUCCACCGGUUAUGUUACCUAAUAUUGAAGUAUGUAUCAUCUCAUAUGUUGUAUCAAGCUUUCUGUUUAUCUGUUUUAAAAUAAAAUAAACUAUACAAAGAUA